AUGGGUUUCAUCAAGGCCCUUUCCAAAGCUUCUGCCUUCGGAGGCGCAGUUACUACGGGAUGCUACCUCUAUCUGACCAGGGGCUCCAACGUUGUCCCCUGUUCCACGUCAGAUUAUCUCUUCACCUCGCCAUAUUUUAGCAAAUAUAAUCCCCAUAGGAACCCCGCCUAUCAUGACAUGUGCUUGAGGAGGGUGCCCUUAUCCAAACUUAAUCCCCAACUUUUGGCCCAGGACGGAAAGCUAGUUGAAGCGUUCUGUGCCAGUGUGUGGAGUGGCCUCGGUUAUGCAAUCCAACGCUUCUACCUUACGCGCACGCAUAAGGGGCCAGAGACCUCCCACCAACUGUGGUCGAAAUCUCAACUCCGCGAAUCCACGUACCCCGUAGGCACUGAGAUUACAGACCACUUCAAUGUGGUCGAACAUGCACCCUCGAGGAUUAUCUUACGGUGUGGCGACUCCCCCUUAAAACGUGACGUAAGGACGACCGAUGGUCUCUUCGAGAUAUCAGCCAAUAUCAACCAAGAGGAAGCGGUCGCUGAGUUCGGGCUGAAAUCUCUCUUUUAUCAAGGAUUGGGAAAAUCUGAUAAAGAACCGAUCCCUCGCCCUAUCGUGUGGCUUCAUCAUAUCUACACCAAGCUUUUGAUGGAGACCGCCGUGCGGAGAUUAAUCCGAUAG
Molecule: messenger RNA, 675 nt
Organism: Paracoccidioides brasiliensis Pb18
Exons: 2
Coding region: 1-675 (224 amino acids)
Source: RefSeq, a predicted model, not a curated record